AUGCUACAACACAAGCCAGCAACUAGUGGCCGAGUCCUCACUACAACAGGUGACACUGCUGCCUCGCCGCCUCAUCCAUCACCAAUCUUGGGAAGCAGGCCUGCGAAUUUCUUGGAAACUGUAAACUCCGUGAUUUCUAAUGAAUCAAUAGAAACCUGGGGUAUUCUCUCCAGCACGAAAAAUGAAACUAUCAGUUCUAAAUUAUUACAGUCAGUGGAGAAAUUUAGUAGUCGUCUCAACCUGACGAGUAACCCUUUAGAUGUUAAAAAGGAGAAUCUACAGCUCAGAGCUACUAAAAUUGACAGCCGUAAAACAAAAAGCCCCUUUAAUGUAACCUUCCAUAAUUUUGGCACUGAAAGCUACACCAAUUUAUCUACUAAUUUAACAAUUCCCACUGAUGCACUUGAAAAGUUGGUAAACAAUGUAGUUGUCACAAUUGCAUAUCCAACAUUGAUUGAUAUUUUACCCAGCAAUGCAAACUUCGAAGGAGAUUUCUCAAUUAAUGGUCUUGUUGUGACAAUAACAUUAAGUGAUAAGAAACCCAUUAAAACUAAGAUGAACUUCUCAACGAGAAACCCUACACUUGAUUUUAACUCUGCCCAAUGUGCAUUUUGGGACUUUAGUCAUAAUGGUAUAUGGAAUAAUGAUGGCUGUACGCCAGAUCUUGACGGAGAAAACAUCAUUUGUAAUUGUGAACAUUUGACAUCCUUUUCCAUUUUAAUGUCCACUAAGCCAGUGAAGGACAGUAUUCUGAGUUCUAUAACCCAAAUUGGAGUUGCUGUUUCUCUAGCAAGCUUAACAAUAACCAUCAUUAUAGAAGCAGUGGUAUGGAAGCACGUGACCAAGAGUAAAAAAUCACAUAUUCGCCACGUGGCAAUUCUGAACAUUGCUAUCAACUUGCUGAUAGCAGAUGUAUGGUUUAUCGUGGCAGACUCCGUAAAAGAAGAUUCAGGAGUUUGUGUGGCCGCGACCUUUUUCAUUCAUGUUUUCUACCUCGCCUUAUUCUUUUGGAUGUUCACCCUUGGCCUUCUACUUAUGUACCACCUGGUUUUCUUACUCCACAAUAUCAGCAAAUCUGUUUUGAUGGGAAUCUCAUUUGGCAUCGGCUAUCUGUGUCCAAUAAUAAUUUCAGCCAUUACAAUUGGAGUUACCUAUCCACAGAACAGUUACAUAAGAAAAGAUGCCUGUUGGCUCAGUUGGAGGGAAAAAUACCCGAUACUUGCUUUCGUUAUACCGGCUUUGUCUAUCAUCGCAAGCAACUUUAUUGUUCUAGUUGUGGUCAUAUUCAAGCUCCUACGACCAACAAUUGGAGACAGGCCCAGGAGCCAUAAUGAGGAGAAGGAUACAAUAAAACCGAUUGUGAGGAGCAUUGCAGUGCUAACCCCAAUCCUUGGACUCACGUGGGCAUUUGGAAUACCAACCUUUCAAAAGAAUCCCCAUAUUGCUUUCCAAUACAUAUUUACAAUUCUCAAUGCAUUUCAGGGUUUCUUUAUUUUGGUCUUCGUAACAUGCAUGGAUAAAAAGGUGCAAGAGGCUCUAUUGAAGAAGUUCUCAUUGAUUGGAUUUUCUUACCGAUCAGAGAGAAGUCCAAUAUUUCAGGUUGCUUACAUUCAGAUAGCAAGGACAAACUCCUGGGCUAUUCUACUCUGA
Molecule: messenger RNA, 1650 nt
Organism: Hypanus sabinus (Atlantic stingray)
Lineage: Eukaryota; Metazoa; Chordata; Chondrichthyes; Myliobatiformes; Dasyatidae
Product: adhesion G protein-coupled receptor F5-like
Exons: 5
Coding region: 1-1650 (549 amino acids)
Biological process (GO): cell surface receptor signaling pathway; G protein-coupled receptor signaling pathway
Cellular component (GO): membrane
Molecular function (GO): G protein-coupled receptor activity
Source: RefSeq, a predicted model, not a curated record